Molecule: messenger RNA, 2634 nt
Organism: Sardina pilchardus (European sardine)
Lineage: Eukaryota; Metazoa; Chordata; Actinopteri; Clupeiformes; Clupeidae
Product: wu:fc23c09
Exons: 4
Coding region: 179-2482 (767 amino acids)
Molecular function (GO): protein binding
Source: RefSeq, a predicted model, not a curated record
UGUGUGUGUGUGUGUGUGUUCAGCGGGUACUUUGAAUUAGACAAGCACUCAGAGAUAGGGACAGACAUGCCUCCCUCUGUAGGUUAGGAGAGUAGCACCCAGAGAACAGACAGCAAAGGGAUCUCAUCCAUCUCCACAAAUCCCAGUCAAGCCACAUCUGCGCAGGUGCCCUGAAAAAAUGCAGUUACUCGUGCUGCUGCUGUUCCUCUCUGUGUUUACCACUCACUCCUAUGUUCUACAGCCCAAGUUGAGUGUCACGACGCUGGAGGACUGGGAGUAUGAGGCUGACCGCUGGCCAAACAGGACAGAGCGUCCACUGGGAGAGGGAAGGGAUGGGGGGACUCCAGAGGAGGAUGCUGACGGGCCGACAGAGGAAGUGGUAGGAGGACGAGAAGAAGGAGAGGAGGAGAGGAGAAGUGAUGGAUGGCGUCGUGAGAGAGAGGAAAAUGAGAGAGCAGAAGUGGAGCAGAACAGAGAAGAGAGAGAGAUUGUUGGAGGGCUAAUUGACCAUGCACACACAGAAGAGUCUGAGCAAACAGCAGCGGUCAGUCUCAUUCCCGAGGGCAUUCCACAUCCCACCGAGGGAAUCCAUCUCACAGUUCCCACGCACGUCAGUCGACUUGUCAAUCAGGAAACCGUUCUUGUGUCCACUCCAGCUGCCAGCUCACUGUCUUCGGAUGCUUUUGACCAAAAUCCUCUUCAAACACGUCUGUCGGCUAUCCUACCUCCACAGCCCACUGUGGAACCACAGGAGACUGCACUAUUGGCUAGCAGGCUCAGCCCACACGGUGACCUCACAACACUUCAGCAAGUACCGGACAAUUCUCAGGCCGUCCACAUGAGGGAGGCAGAAUCCAUUCCAACGGCAGCGGAGACACACGUUGGGCCUACAAGCGAGGCCACGAUCAGCACGACACGCAACCGAGAAUCUGGAGCCCGAUACAACACAAACACAGCACAGCCAGAGACAGCGAGUGGAAAAAGCCAGCAGAAGCUUAGCCAAAAAGCUAACAACAGCGAAGUUAUCCAAAAGGCUGAAAACAACCAAACCACUCGUGCCAAGUUAAAAGUCCAGCAAACUGUGACGAAACCCCUCCAAAGUUCAAAACAGCACUUAUUUCCACUAAGCAAAGCCAUUUCUAAUCAGCAAAGUGCCAAAUCAACACUCAGUGAGCUACAACAUAAACUGACCCCUAAGACUAGCCAAAGCAAACAUCAGAAACAUGCCAAGAGAACAAAGGACAAGAAAAUAACCAGAUCUCUCAAGAAGGACAAGAAAGACAAGCAAAGGAAAAAGGACAAGAAAGAGGAAAUACCCACAACUCCGUACUUUCCUUUCUUUAAAGAUGACUACUGUCCCUCGGACUGUGCGUGUUAUGGCAGAGUUGUCCAGUGCUCCGAUAAAGGAGUGGACAAGAUUCCUUUUGGCAUCCCCUACAACUCUCGCUACGUCCUCUUGAUGAACAACCGCAUCGACAUCAUCCAGCUGGAUUUCCUGUCCGAGUACCUCGCCAUGGAAUUCCUGGUGCUCAGCAACAAUCGCUUGACCGACAGUUCCGUGGAGGGUUCCUUCGAGGGAGUUCAGAACCUGAAGCGUCUCUACCUGGACCGGAACCUGCUCCAGAGCAUCCCGACGGACCUGCCGGCCUCUCUGGAGGAGCUGCGACUGGACGGCAACAACAUCAGCGUGAUGUCCGAGGCGGCGUGGGGCCGCUGCCCGGGCCUGCUCAUCCUCAGCCUGAACAACAACAGCCUGGGCAACGGGUCGGACUCCCUCUCCGCCGGCGUGCUCUCUCCUCUGGGCAGCAUCCGGACGCUGAGCCUCAACCACAACCAGCUCCUGGCCGUGCCAUCCCAGCUCCCGCUCAGCCUCCGCGAGCUCUAUCUCCGCGGCAACCUCAUCCAGAGUUUCCACGGCGACGUCUUCACCGGCGACUCGGAGCUGCUGGUCCUGGACCUCAGCGCCAAUCGGCUGGGCAACAAGGGCCUCGGCAAGGACGCCCUUCUCAACGCCCAUCGGCUGGAAAGCCUCAACCUGGAGGGCAACCUCUUGAGGCAAGUCCCUCGCCACCUCCCCCAAUCGCUCAAAACCCUCAACCUGGAGGGCAACGCCAUCGCGUCGGUGGGCAAAGCCGCUUUCAAACGGCUGCCCAGUCUGGAGCACCUGGGCCUGGCGCGGAACAGGAUCGCCAGGGUGGCGCUGGGGGCGUUCCGAGCCCUGCCCGUGCUCCACCAGCUCGACCUGUCCCACAAUUCCCUGCGGCAGGUGCCCAGGCAGCUGCCGACGUCGCUCCACUUCGUGUCGGCCACCCACAACAGGAUCCAGUCGGUGCCGCGCGACGCGCUGUGCCCGGGCGGGGCCGACGCGCCCCUCAGCCAGCUGGUCAGAGUCCAGCUGGAGCACAACCUGAUGGACAUGAGCCGGCUGGACACGCGCGCCUUCCGCUGCCUCCGGGGCUUCCAAGUGGUCCAUUUUGACUGAGUAGAGAGCGUACUGUCGGGAGGAGAGAGGGACAGUGGACAAUGUGACAUGGACUAUCAAAUGGUCUGUGUCAUCAAUAAAUAAUGUUUAUAAGUUUUAACACCAUCCAUAGAUCCAAGUUUAUUAAUCCAUUUAGGAUUGUGGCUAAGAAA